Molecule: messenger RNA, 1272 nt
Organism: Andrographis paniculata
Lineage: Eukaryota; Viridiplantae; Streptophyta; Magnoliopsida; Lamiales; Acanthaceae
Product: E3 ubiquitin-protein ligase ATL23
Exons: 2
Coding region: 132-527 (131 amino acids)
Source: RefSeq, a predicted model, not a curated record
ACUUUCCAACCAAACACGGCCUUAACCCCUACUCCCAAUCUCUAUAUAAACCCCCACGGUAUUCCCGAGCUCCUUUCGAGAUCCAGCCAUGGAGGACUGAGUAUUUUUCAUUUUGUAAAAAGAGUAAUAAAAUGCUGGUGUCGAUAUUUCUUGCUCUGUUUCUUCCUUGUGCUGGAAUGAGUGCAAUUUUUCUGGUCUACGUCUGCCUGCUUUGCCACUCUGCGGUUUCGCCGGAGAUGGAGAUUCCGGCGGCGCCGGUGAAGGGGAAAGUGGAGAAGGGACUGUCGCCGUCCGAUCUUGAGAAGCUCCCAAAAGUGAACGGCAGGGAUUUAGUGCUCGGUACGGACUGCGUCGUCUGCCUCGACGAGAUCGAGAGCCACCAGCCGGCUAAAAUCAUCCCCGGCUGCAACCACGGCUUCCACGCCGACUGCGCCGACGCCUGGCUCUCGAAGAACAACGUUUGCCCUGUCUGCCGCGCUCGCAUUGGACCUGAGCUCCUGGGACCUCCCGACUCCAAUCCCUGCUGAACUCGGCUCGUCGGCUUCCCUGCAGCCGUAGCCGUAGCCAUUAUUGAAUCUCUCUCUCUAUAUAUAUAUUUAUAUGUGAUCAUUCUUUCUAGGAAUUUUUUAGUAUUAUUAUUUAUAUUGUAGUGUUUAUGCAGAAAAAUUAUAAUUUGAAUUGAAAUUUUUUGUUUUUUGAAUUUAUGUAUUUAAAUUAAUUUUGGGUUCACGAUAGUAACGUGGAGAAAGAGGGAAAAGAAAGGUGUAGUGUAGGAGAAUGUGAAUUUGGGAUGAAACGACGGCGUUUUGGCGUGAAUCAGUUGCGCUUUAAUUGCUAGCUGCACAUUUACAAGCAAAGUCGAGAUUUUCGUUGCGGCUUGUACAGGGGCAAAUCAGACAAUUCACUUUUUUGCCAAGGCAGUUGCAACGAUUUCCAGGUGUAGGUGUAAGUGUAAGCUGCAGCGGGCAUUAGAAAUAUGAGUACACAGAAGGAAAGAGAUACUGGAAUAUACCGAGGUUAAAAUUAUUACACAGAGGAAUCUCCUCAGUUACAGCUGUGAGCGCCACUGAGCUGUCGAUUGUUCGUCCGCCACGUGGACGGUGAGGAUUGAUUGGCGAUUCACGGCCUUUGUCUAGCUGGCCUCCACACAUAUAUACGUAUAUUUGGUGCAGACAUCUGCGAUGCCCAAUGAAUUCCUUCGAGUGUGUUUGGACGUAAUACAAAGGUUUAUUCUCCAGAAUUUUCAAACUUUUUGGAAAUAUUUGUGCUUGU